Messenger RNA from Cylindrotheca closterium, 435 nucleotides. The record is from the annotation of a GenBank genome assembly. NCBI's taxonomy places the organism in Eukaryota, Bacillariophyta, Bacillariophyceae, Bacillariales, Bacillariaceae.
AUGGACAAAGAACCACCCACAUCGUCCACCUCUGAAACAAAGGGCAGCGAUGAAUCAUCGACGGUUCCUAGUACAGUCGAUGUGCCGGCAGCAUCGAGCCAUUUCAGGCCAAUUGAAGGAGGUGAGGAGAAUUUCGCAGGGAGACAAGGAACCAGCAGUAGCAGUGGAGACUCUUCAGAGCAAUCCAGUAAAGAGAAGGAGACGAAGAAGAAAAGGGCCGCUGUGGAUAGUCAGGUCUCCGCCACUACUUCGCUCACAGACUCGGAGUCCUCUUCAGAGCUUCCGAAACGCGAAAGAGAGAAACGCCGGAGAAUCGACUAUCUUAGCACAGCCAAAGGUGGCUUGAAGAAAUCCAAUGUAAAACUGGCGGAGGAAAACAAGAGGAUUAGAGAUGCAAUCAAAAACCUCAAAGAGCAAAAAGGCGAAAGGAAUUGA